Molecule: messenger RNA, 1615 nt
Organism: Drosophila obscura
Lineage: Eukaryota; Metazoa; Arthropoda; Insecta; Diptera; Drosophilidae
Exons: 4
Coding region: 128-1369 (413 amino acids)
Source: RefSeq, a predicted model, not a curated record
GGUCUGUUUUCAUUAUUAUAUUUUCUUUCUCCAUAGUUUUAUACACAUUUAUGGUAGCCAACCUGCUCAUGCUAACAUUCAUGUAAUUUCCAAUCAAUUUUCCAAAGUAUGGGAAAACAUUUUCAACAUGAUGUUGGCCAUAACAAUUGUCCUGAUCUUGAGCAUCUUCUACUGCGGAACCGAGACGAUAAUCCAGCCCAGUCCGAAUUCCCGGGAUGCCUAUGCGAAUAGUUUGCUUCUCAGCCUCAUUAUGCCCUUGGCGCCAGAACUUCCACCUCAGCCGGUGGUGCUCUUCUCGCCGGCCUCGAUGCAAAAGCUUCUGGUCGCGUUCUACAACUUCACCUACCAGGAUGACAUGCGUUUGCUGGCCCAGGACCUGUGCCUGGUCGACGGCGACACCUUUGUGCCAACUAAAGUCGCGGAAAUCCUAACGGGCCCAUUGCCUGUCCGCUUACGCCAAGGGACAGUCGACCUGAUAACCGGAUACAUUGCUCCGCACAACGUAAAAAAGUUCUUUGCCAAGGACUUUGCCGAGCUCGGGGCAGACAUAUUGGUGCGCAACUUCUUCAUCCACGACGGCGACCACGAGCUUGCCAGCAGCUUUCACAGGAGUGUGUGGGAAUACUUCAACAUUGAAGUCCUGUCCAAGCGCCAGCUCGGUGUGGCUUCGCUCCUGGCAGAGCUCGGCAUCGCAUCGCCGGACGUGAAGCUGUACAGUGGCAUCAAGUUCCAUGCCUAUCUGGACCAGCAGUUCCGUUCCGUGGGAAAGUUCAGCUAUGCCCGAGGACGAUUUCGCUUCGCGGAAAGACUGCUGGUGGGUCAGAAACGUAUUCCGUGCGUGGGCCUGGAGCUGCCGCUCCAAACUGAGUCCGGCCACGGCCUCCUCACGCUACUGCUGCUGAUGCCUGGACCCAAGAUAUCGCUGGAACAGCUGGAGGCACAGCUACUGGGUCCGGAUCAGCGCAGCUACCAGAAUCUGUCCAGGCAGCUGCUCCCCACGAGCGUUUCUGUGCGCCUGCCCAAUCUUCAGUUUUUCGGCAAGGUUACCAUGGAACGCUCCAAGAAGGAGAUGAGCUGGCUGUUCGACGCCGAGCUGCCGUACCAGGGCAUGUUCAACAAUCCCCGACGCACUCGCAUCAAGCGGUUCGUUCAGACGAUCAGCAUGCGUAUCCACACUCAUGGUGGCUCUUCCCGUUCCUCCCCAGUACAAGAGCCCGUCAAUCCAUUGCGCUUCUUCUACACCAACCACACAUUCGAUUGCGCCACAAGACCGUUUCUGUUCUUAGUUAGAUCGAAGGAUGUCAUCUACUUCAUGGGCCGCCAUUGCCGCAUCUCCGCCUGGGCAGGCGCACACUUUGGCCGGAUCUAGGGACCCAAGACUGCACCCAGCCGCUGCUGCUGUCGCUGUCGUUGCUGUGGCCGUGGCCAGUCGUUACUUUCAUUAGGCCCGCCGCUUGCGCACUUGACAAUGACGUAUCUGACGAGGCAUGUGAAAAAUUGCAGAUGAACAAAAACCAGAACCGACAGCCUCGGCUCCAGAACAACAUCUUAAAUUGGGUUCUCUACGGCUAACGCUGCGCAGUUGGUUGUGUCUCUGGUUUGUUUUUUUUUUUUU